GUGGUGUGGUAUCGACGAGCGGCGCUAAGCUGCUAACACGUCAACGUCGGAGGCUAGUGCCGCAUCGCCUCACCACACCACAUCGCGCUAAGCUCAGCUCAGCUUAUCCGGCCGGCAACCCCUUGGAUCGGCCUAAUCUCUCUUUAUUUUUUUGUGCCAACGAGAACGACGGCGAGUCGGAGGGGAAAGCGAGAUCGAUCGAUCGAGCCCCGUGCUACUAUACUAUACUAGCUGCGGCCUGUGGCAUCAUCAGUUCAUCACUCCCCUCCAUCCAGAAAUCCCCAGAGGGUAGGGUGCUGGUUUCUUGAGUGAUCGGCCGGCAUGGCGUCCAUCAUCAUCAUCGCCGUGGUGUUCGUCCUGGACGUCCUCGCCUUCGUCCUCGCCAUCGGCGCCGAGCGCCGACGGAGCUACGUGACCUACGUGAACGUGGACACCUACGGGCGGGCCUACUGCGUGUACAGCUCCGACGCGUCCACGGCGUACGGCGUCAGCGCGCUGCUGCUGCUGCUCGCCGGCCAGGCGGUCGCCAUGGUCGCCACCCGAUGCUUCUGCUGCGGCCGCGCGCUCUCGCCGGGCCGCUGGCGGGCAUGGUCCGGCAUCUGCUUCGUCGUCUGCUGCAUCACCUUCGUGAUCGCGGAGCUGUGCCUGCUGGCGGGUUCGGUCCGGAACGCGUACCACACCAAGUACAUCCCACGGCCGAGCGACAGCCCGCCGUCGUGCGCGAUGCUCCGCAAGGGCGUCUUCGCCGCCGGCGCCGCCUUCACCUUCCUCACCGCGCUCUUCACCGAGCUGCACUACCUCUUCUACGCCAGGUCGCGCGCCGCCGCCGACUCGCCGCCGCCCAUCGUCGGCGGCAUCGGCAUGACCCGCAUGUGACUGUGAGUGACCUCACCAGGACACGGGUGGUGAUUGACCCGACACUGCUGCUUUGUACAUGAUGUGCUCGUCCAUGCCCUCCCUUAUUGACCAGCGUGUGGUAGUAGUGUGACGUGUUGCCCUUGGGCUGCCUGCGUGGUGUGAAUCCUCCUAUCAGAUUCAGGAACAUACGACCUGAUGCAUUGCUAGCUGAAAUAGGUUUUCCUGUGCAUAAACAUUCAGAACUAAACUCUGUUGCUGUGCCUGUUAACUACCCGACAGUCAAGAUAACCUUUGGCUAA
Messenger RNA from Panicum virgatum (switchgrass), 1157 nucleotides. RefSeq lists its product as uncharacterized. The transcript has 3 exons. Bases 322 to 876 code for a protein of 184 amino acids. The record is from RefSeq and is a predicted model, not a curated record. Lineage: Eukaryota; Viridiplantae; Streptophyta; Magnoliopsida; Poales; Poaceae.